This is a messenger RNA of Neomonachus schauinslandi (Hawaiian monk seal), 782 nucleotides long. Its product is annotated as pancreatic progenitor cell differentiation and proliferation factor-like. The transcript has a single exon. Lineage: Eukaryota; Metazoa; Chordata; Mammalia; Carnivora; Phocidae. Bases 186 to 530 code for a protein of 114 amino acids. The record is from RefSeq and is a predicted model, not a curated record. Gene Ontology annotation, biological process: cell differentiation; multicellular organism development.
CAAGCGGGCGCGUCCGCGCGUGCGCACCCCGCGUGCGCUUCGGUCGCGGAGCGGCCUUCCGCGGUCUCUUCUGCAAAUGGGCUCCGUGGUCUAGCGUCCCCGUCCCCGUCCCCGCCACCUGUGAUCGCGCGCCGAGGCCCGCGAGGGGUCGUCGCCGAGGUCUCCACCAGCCCGCAAGCGACGGCAUGGCAGCCAUCCCCUCCAGCGGCUCGCUCGUGGCCACCCACGACUAUUACCGGCGCCGCCUGGGCUCCACUUCCAGUAGCAGCUCCUGCGGAAGUGCGGAGUAUGGUGGGGAAGCCAUCCCUCACCACCCGGGUCUCCCCAAGGCCGACCCGGGUCACUGGUGGGCAAGCUUCUUCUUCGGGAAGUCCACUCUCCCGUUCAUGGCUACAGUGUUGGAGUCCCCAGAACGCUCGGAAUCUCCCCAGGCCUCCCCAGGCACGAUCACCUGCGACUUGGCUCUGGAAGCCAUGAGGAAGCAGCCUGGUGGCCAGCCUGGCAAAACCAACACAGAGCCGCCAUCCUGAGUGGCCACCGCAAGGCUUCAGGAGGCGCUAGGCUCAUCAGAGCCCCUCCCUCCCCUUCCCCCCCUUCCCCAUAGACUAGGCAGGCUGCCGCAAGCAGAAGCAAUUGGGUUCUUUUAUAUCAAAAUAGCAAAACAUCCAAAAGGAAGUUGAGAGGAUCCUACUCUUUACUCUCCAAGCCACAUGCAAGCCUUCCUCACACCCUGGAACCAUGUGCCUUGCACCAAGUGGAAAAUAAACUCCAAGCAGCCAGUA